AAUGCCCAUAGUGAUAUCUGCAAGAUCAUCUUCGCCAUCAUCCUCCCCCCUCUGGGUGUCUUCCUUGAGCGAGGAUGUGGUGUUGACCUGCUCAUCAACAUUCCUCUCACCAUUCUGGGAUGGUUGCCCGGUCUCAUUCACGCCCUCUACAUCAUUUUCAAGUAUUAG
This is a messenger RNA of Clonostachys solani, 168 nucleotides long. Lineage: Eukaryota; Fungi; Ascomycota; Sordariomycetes; Hypocreales; Bionectriaceae. The record is from the annotation of a GenBank genome assembly.